This is a messenger RNA of Hemibagrus wyckioides, 2525 nucleotides long. RefSeq names its product switching B cell complex subunit SWAP70b (gene swap70b). NCBI's taxonomy places the organism in Eukaryota, Metazoa, Chordata, Actinopteri, Siluriformes, Bagridae. Bases 79 to 1845 code for a protein of 588 amino acids. The transcript has 12 exons. Gene Ontology annotation, cellular component: nucleus; cytoplasm. Gene Ontology annotation, molecular function: calcium ion binding. The record is from RefSeq and is a predicted model, not a curated record.
CGCUGGGUUCGUGUGAGAGGAACCUUCUCCGAGCAGAGCAGAAGUGCGUCGAACCCCAGCCAGUUUCUGCCUCUCGAAAUGGGACUAAGGGACGAACUAUUAAAGUCGAUAUGGCAUGCUUUCACAGCGCUGGAUUUGGACAAAAGUGGGAAAGUGUCAAAGUCUCAGUUAAAGGUGCUUUCCCAUAGCCUGUGCACUGUGAUGAAGAUUCCUCAUGAUCCAGUGGCUCUGGAGGAGCACUUCAGAGACGAUGAUGAGGGACCGGUCUCCAAUCAGGGAUACAUGCCUUACCUGAACCGUUUCAUUCUGGACAAGGUACAGGACAACUUCGAUCGAGUCGACUUUAACAGGAUGUGCUGGACGCUAUGCGCCAGGAAAAACCUCAACAGAAGUCAUCUACUCAUCUCCGAUGAUGACGCAUUUAAGAUCUGGUGCAUAUUUAACUUUCUCUCAGAGGACCGGUACCCUUUGGUCAUGGUCACAGAGGAGAUUGAGUAUUUCCUGCGUAAGUUGACAGAGGCGAUGGGUGGUAGCUGGAUCGAGGAGAAAUUUGAGGAUUACAAGAUGCAGCUGAACUUCAAACAGCAGUGCCUGAACGUGUGGGAGCUGAUCGAGCUGGUUGGCAUGGGUCACUUCAGCAAAGGGAUGGAUCGUCAGACCCUCUCCAUGGGCAUCAGUGAGGUUUUCCAGGAACUCAUCCUGGAUGUGUUGAAACAGGGUUAUAUGAUGAAAAAAGGCCAUAAACGGAAAAACUGGACAGAGAGGUGGUUUCUGCUCAGCCCCAAUUCGAUCUCAUACUAUGUGAGUGAAGAUCUGGCAGAGAAAAAAGGAGACAUACUGCUGGAUGGGAACUGCUGUGUUGAGUCACUACCAGAUAAGGAGGGGAAGAAAUGCCUUUUCUUUGUCAAGUGCUCAGACAAAAGCUAUGAGAUCAGUGCCUCUGAUAAAAAGAAGAAACAGGAAUGGAUUCAAGCCAUUCAGACAUGUAUCUCCCUGCUGAAGUUAGGCCGUCCGGCUCCACAUCAUGAAGCUCGGCAAAAACGGCGAGAGCUGAGGCAGAAACAACAAGCUGAGCAGGAACAAUUAGAGCUUAGGAUGAAAGAGCUGCAGAUAGCCAACGAGAACAAGCAGAGAGAACUCGAGGCUAUGAGAAAGAAACUGGAGGAUGCAGCCGCCACGGCAGCUGAGGAGGAACGCAGACGUCUGCAGACCCAGACCCAGUUGGAGGACCUUUACAAAGCUGAAAUGGAGAAAGAGAAAAUGGUAAGGCUGCAGAUGGAGGAGCAGGUUGCACAGAAGUCCAGUGAGCUAGAGCAGUAUCUGCAACGUGUCCGAGAGCUGGAGGAUAUGUACCAUCGCCUGGAGGAGGCACUAGAGGAUGAGAGGCAAGCCAGGCAGGAUGAAGAGACUUUUCGUAAACUGCAGGCCAGAUUGCUGGAGGAGGAGGCAGCAAAGCGCUCAGAGCUGGAGCAUAUCCAUCUGCAGCAGCAGCAGGCUAUCUCCCAGACAAAGGCUGAGAAAGAGGAGCUGGAAAGAGCGCGUCUGGAGAAGGACAGUGCGCUGCAGGAAGCCAUGCAGCAGCUCCAGAGGCUGGAGACAGAGAGACAGAGUGCACUGGAGCAGUAUGAGGAAGUAAUGAAGAAACUGGAGGAUGCUGCUAAUAACACAAAAAGCUGGAAAGACAAGGUGGCCCAUCAUGAGGGACUCAUCCGUCUUAUACAGCCGGGCCCGAAAGGCCCUCAGAAGAUCACAAACUGGGGUCCUGCAGCCUUCACAGAAGCAGAACUGAGUCUGAGAGAGAAGGACUGGAAGGAGAGGAAAAGCAAGCCAGCUGAGACCCAAUGAAGCAUCAUUGCUGUUCUUCCUGCAUUACUGCAAAGCAUUCCUGUACAUCUAACCACUACUGAAUGGGGAAACAUUGGCCAUUUAGGCCACAUUCCACUCAAACGGACCUUUGAAACACCCCGUGUGACUGCAUAGUAGACUCUAAUUUUGCUGUAUCUGUUAUUAUUCCAGUCAUACUGUAACAUUGCAGGGCAUUUUGUGCCUCAUUUGAAGGGAUUUAUAUAUUUGUUUUUAUAAAGCACCAUAUUCUACACAGAUAUGCUGAUUUAGUUGUUUUUUUUUCUGCCAAAGUGGUGACAGAUUUUGUACAGAAUUUAGUACAAUGUCAAAGAUCAUUUUAAAAGUGGAACAAAAAACCUGUCAUUCACCAAGUCAUGUUGAAAACAUCUUCAAUAAUCUAACCUGUAACCUUAUCAGUUUUUCUCACAUAAUUUAGUACUGUUUAAAUGGAAAUGGGGCACCAUAAACAGCAAACGGUUGUUGAAGUGAUGAAUGAAGUACUGUGUAGAAAUGUGUUUUUGUACUUUGUGUAGAAUAACAUUGUUUUGUCACUGUUUUUCCCCCACACUGACACAAACAAAAUCCAAUUAUUGAGGUAAUUUUGUUAAUGGAGACAUGGCUACUACAGUAUUAAGCUGUUAUAACACCAGAGCAGUUCUGUUAUUAAAACUUUUACCCGA